This is a messenger RNA of Chilo suppressalis (striped riceborer), 1821 nucleotides long. Lineage: Eukaryota; Metazoa; Arthropoda; Insecta; Lepidoptera; Crambidae. The record is from the annotation of a GenBank genome assembly.
AUGUAUGAUCUUGUAUCAGAUUUUGAAACUGUGACUCCAGAUUUAUGGUUAGCAAAUGAGCAAGCGUGGAAAGAAAAGUUGUUAAAACUCCAAGAUUGGUUUCAGAUACCUCUUAUUAAUUGCAAUGCCUCUCAUAAUCUUCCGGAUGGCACACUGGUGCGAUUUAGAGGAAUGGUCCAAGAUAUGCACAAUCCAGAAUUUUACUUUGAACAAUUUGAGAUUUAUAAUACAAUUACUAAUGAAGUAAAAGUUAAAUCUGGAAAGUACCGCGAUACAGCUAAUGUAUUUGAAAAUGAAAAAAUUAACUAUGCUCACAAUUUGAAAAGUGCCCAACGUCAGACUGUUGUUGUUGUGUCAAUCCCUGGCUUGAAUGAUUGGGCACAUCAAGUAGAAGAUAAACAAAACCAUUUAAAACGAUUAGAGCAGCAACCAAACACGUCUAGACGGCUUAACACUCCAUCAAGUACAAAAUUGAAGCGAAGUUAUGAUGAAACCGAUGAAGACCCAGAUGCUAUGGAUGUUGUUGUUACAGAAAGUUGUUCUAAAGAAAGAAAAAUCUGUGAGAAUCCGAGCAACCCCUCAAACCUUGUAUCUAGAGAGCAUCUAUUGAACUUUCCACUGCCUGAUGUGUCCAGUAAGUCAUGUAUUGUUAAAAUUUACGAAGAAAAUGAUAACCUGAAGUUGAAUGACUUAAUUGAGGUAGUUGGUUUCUUAUCAGUAGAUCCAGCUUUGUCCGGUGAAUUCCAGCCUGAAAAGGACUUGCUCGUCGAACCUGAAAUUGAAAGUGAAGUUGAAACUAUCACACAUAAUCCUCCACCCAGUCUUGUACCGCGUUUACAUGCUGUAUAUGUAAAAAAAUUGGAACAUUGUAAUCCUCUUAUACAAGAGAAUUUUGAUCAAGAUUCUGUUUUGAAAAAAGCAAAUGAAGCAAGAGAACAUCUGUUAAAAGCAUUAACAGAAUUACUACUUGGAGAUAGUUUGGCAGCCGAAUAUCUAAUAUGCCAUCUUAUUGCUUCGGUUUACUUACGACAAGAUACAAUUACGCUUGGUCAGUUUUGCUUGAAUCUGUCCAAUUUGCCUACACAAAAGUAUCCGGACUAUGCAAAGCAGCUGUAUGAUAUUAUAAAACAGUUUGUUACCAAAAGUUAUUAUCUUCCACUCACCAUAGAUAAUAUGAAUACGCUGACACUGCUACCUAAAAAGGAUUAUGACUGCAAUCGCCUCACCAGCGGCGUUCUACAAUUAAGCAAAAACACGCACCUGGUAUUGGAUGAGACUAAAAUGGAACAAGGUACAUUAGACGCAACUGGAGUUAACAAUAUCGCGGCGCUUGGAAGCAUGAUCAAGAACCAGAAAGUGGAGUACGACUUCAAGUAUUACAAAAUGGAUUUCGAAGCGGACAUACCAGUCUUGAUACUUUCUGAGGGAAAGUCGUUGUUGCCUAAUGAUUAUCAUGUGCCCCUGAGACCGGAAGAAUCAUCUUUAGAGAUUUUUGAUGCAAUUGUGGAAGCAGCCACAUAUUAUCUGAAAGAAGAAAUUAUGAAUGUCAUAAGGACCUAUUUAACCAGUAUUAAACUUGUCAAAUACACAAUAACCGAAGAUUUACAGUUUGUAGAGGACGACUUUAUAGAGAUGAGGAGCAAAUCCGAUGUUCAAAAUCCAGUGACUGCAGAUGACCUGCAUCGAUUAUUAGUCCUGGCAAGACUUGUGAGCCUCUCAAGGGGGCACGAUACACUUAACAAAAGCUGCUGGGAAAUCACAAAAACUAUGGAGGCUGAGAGACUUCACAGGCUUAAGAAUAGAGCGUCAACUAAUUUAUAA